CCUCCCGUAUUCGAUACGAGAUCACAAGCGGUAACAUAGGAGGUGCAUUUGCAGUUAAAAAUAUGACUGGAGCGAUUUAUGUAGCUGGAGCAUUGGAUUACGAAACCAGAAAAAGGUACGAACUCCGCCUAGCAGCCUCUGACAACUUGAAAGAAAACUACACGACAGUCGUAAUACACGUAAAAGACGUCAACGAUAACCCUCCGGUGUUUGAAAGGCCCACCUACAGAACUCAAAUCACCGAGGAAGACGAUAGAAAUCUGCCGAAAAGCGUCUUAAGGGUAACUGCAACUGACGGCGAUAAAGACAGACCACAGAAUAUCGUUUACUUCCUAACGGGACAAGGAAUUGACCCUGACAAUCCUGCUAACAGCAAAUUCGACAUCAACAGGACCACAGGAGAAAUAUUCGUAUUAAAGCCCUUAGAUCGUGAUCAACCAAACGGCAGACCACAAUGGCGGUUUACAGUGUUUGCUCAGGACGAAGGAGGUGAAGGUCUCGUCGGUUACGCAGAUGUACAAGUAAAUCUCAAAGAUAUUAAUGACAACGCUCCCAUCUUCCCCCAGGGAGUUUACUUCGGUAAUGUUACCGAAAACGGUACAGCUGGAAUGGUCGUUAUGACAAUGACAGCGGUCGACUACGACGACCCCUCUGAAGGCACGAAUGCUAAGUUGGUAUAUUCAAUCGAGAAAAACGUUAUCGAAGAAGAAACCGGCUCGCCGAUAUUUGAAAUUGAAUCAGAAACGGGAGUGAUAAAAACCGCGGUGUGUUGCUUGGAUAGAGAAAGGACUCCGGAUUAUUCGAUACAAGUGGUAGCGAUGGACGGAGGCGGGUUAAAGGGAACGGGAACGGCCUCGAUACGCGUCAAGGAUAUCAACGACAUGCCGCCGCAAUUUACAAAGGACGAGUGGUUUACGGAAGUGGAUGAAACAGACGGCGCAACACUUCCAGAAAUGCCUAUACUUACGGUCACCGUUCACGACGAAGACGAAACCAACAAAUUCCAAUAUAAAGUAAUAGAAAACAGCGGAUACGGUGCGGAUAAAUUCACUAUGGUUCGCAAUAACGAUGGCACUGGCUCUCUUAAAAUCGUACAGCCUCUCGACUACGAAGAUCUACUUCAAAGUAACGGUUUCAGAUUUAGAAUUCAAGUUAAUGAUAAGGGCGAAGACAACGACAACGAUAAAUAUCACGUAGCCUACUCUUGGGUGGUGGUCCGACUAAGAGAUAUUAACGACAAUAAACCACAAUUCGAACGACCCAAUAUCGAAGUAUCGGUAUUUGAAAAUGCGGAAGUCGGCAAAAGUUUAGAGACCUUUAAAGCCACAGAUCCCGAUCAGGGCGGCAAAAGUAAAGUUUCUUACGCUAUUGACAGAUCGUCGGAUAGAAAGCGACAAUUUUCGAUUAACCAAGAAGGCACUGUGAGCAUACAACGAUCUCUAGAUAGAGAAGAUACUCCAAGGCAUCAAGUUAAAAUUCUUGCGAUCGAUGACGGAAUUCCACCCAAAACCGCUACAGCUACUCUGACUGUCAUUGUUCAAGAUAUCAACGAUAACGCACCUACGUUCCUGAAGGACUACAGACCCGUAGUACCGGAACACGUACCCCCUAGGAAGGUUGUUGAAUUAUUGGCAACUGACGACGAUGACAGAUCCAAAAGCAAUGGUCCCCCAUUCCAAUUCAGACUGGAUCCCAGUGCAAGUGAUAUUGUCCGAGCUUCCUUUAAGGUGGAACAAGAUCAAAAGGGGGCAAACGGAGAUGGAAUGGCUAUUAUCACGUCUCUUCGAUCAUUUGACAGGGAGCAACAAAAGGAAUACUACAUUCCAAUAGUAAUAAAAGAUCACGGAAAUCCUGCAAUGACCGGCACAAGUACUCUAACUGUAGUUAUCGGAGAUGUUAACGAUAACAAGAUGCAACCUGGUUCAAAAGAAAUAUUCGUUUAUAACUACCAAGGUCAAGCGCCUGAAACCGAAAUUGGUAGAGUGUACGUUUACGAUUUGGACGAUUGGGAUCUUCCGGACAAGAAGUUCUAUUGGGAAGGACCGGAUCAUCCGAGAUUUAAACUAAAUGAAGACACCGGUAUGAUUUCUAUGAAAACCGGCACUCGAGAUGGAAUAUACCACUUACGGUUUAAAGUCUACGACCGUAAGCAUACACAGACUGAUGUUGCUGCUAACGUAACCGUCACAGUAAAAGAAAUACCACAUGAAGCAGUUGUCAACUCCGGUUCUGUCAGAAUAGCUGACAUUACAGACGAAGAGUUUAUUAGAAUAUGGGACUACCAUUCCCAAAGUUUAUCGAAAAGCAUGUCUGAAAAAUUCAGAGAUAAAAUAGCAGAUCUAUUAAACAUCAACCGAGAAAACGUAGACGUGUUCAGCGUGCAGUUACGAAGAAAACAUCCUCCUGUCACUGACGUAAGGUUCUCGGCACACGGCUCACCAUACUACAAACCAGUCCGUUUAAAUGGAAUAGUUCUAAUGCAUCGGGAGGAAAUAGAAAGAGCUGUUGGUAUUAACAUUACCAUGGUAGGAAUUGAUGAGUGUCUGUAUGAAAACCAAAUGUGCGAGGGUUCUUGUACCAAUACUUUAGAUAUAAGUGCCUUACCUUACAUGGUCAAUGCGAAUAAAACUGCACUGGUAGGCGUCCGAGUUGAUGUUCUAGCUGAAUGUACCUGCGGAGCUAGAAACUUUAGCAAAGAAGAAAAUUGUCGUAACACUCCAUGUUACAAUGGCGGAAGAUGCAUAGAAAGCAGAUAUUCGCUGUCUUGUUCCUGUCCCGCAGGUUAUAAUGGACCCAGAUGCCAACAAACAUCUCGCAGCUUCAGAGGAAAUGGAUGGGCUUGGUAUCCAGCUCUUGAAAUGUGUGAUACAUCACAUUUACACUUUGAAUUUAUAACUCGAAAACCCGAUGGACUACUGUUGUAUAAUGGGCCAAUUGUACCACCUGAAAAAGAUGAAAUAAUGGUAUCCGAUUACAUAGCUAUUGAAUUAGAACGCGGUUAUCCACGCUUACUCUUAGAUUUUGGUUCAGGCACCCUCGAACUCAGAGUUAAGACGAAGAAAACACUCGACGAUGGCGAAUGGCAUAGGAUUGAUAUUUUUUGGGAUACCGAAAACGUAAGAAUGGUAGUGGAUUACUGUAAAUCCGCAGAUGUAUCAGAAAUGGAGGAUGGUACACCUCCAGAAUUCGACGAUAGCAGUUGUCAGGCUCAAGGAACCAUUCCGCCUUUUAACGAAUACUUGAAUGUAAACGCACCUUUACAACUUGGCGGUUUAUAUGUAGAACAAUUUGACCCUACACACUACCAUUGGCAAUACAUGCCCGUUGGAAAGUCGUUCGACGGUUGCAUCAGAAACCUCUUCCAUAAUUCAAAACUUUACGAUUUAGCUCAUCCAGGAUUAUCUAGACAUAGCGUACCUGGUUGUCCUCAAACGGAAGAGAUAUGCGGACGAUCCGAAACUACAGCAAGAUGUUGGGAACACGGGACUUGUGUGGGCAGCUUCAACGAAGCCAAAUGUCACUGCCAUCCAGGAUUCACUGGACCUUCUUGUACUCUAAAAACAACGCCUACAUCAUUCAAACCGCAAUCGUACGUUAAAUACGCUCUUAGUUUUGAACCAGAUCGUUAUUCAACACAAAUGCAGCUUAGAUUCAGAACAAGAGAGGAACACGGAGAAUUAUUCAGAAUAUCAGAUCAACACAAUCGCGAAUACGCGAUAUUGGAAAUUAAAGACGCCAGACUCUACUUUAGAUACAACUUGAACUCUCUUCGAACCGAAGAAAGAGAUAUUUGGCUAAGCGCCGUUCCAGUCGACGAUGGACAGUGGCAUGUCGCUAGAGUUAGUAGAUAUGGUUCGGCGGCUACUCUUGAGCUUGACGGUGGAGAAGGACGAAGAUACAACGAAACUUUUACUUUCUCUGGUCAUCAGUGGUUGCUCGUCGAUAAACAAGAGGGAGUAUACGCUGGUGGAAAGGCAGAAUACACUGGCGUACGGACAUUUGAAGUUUAUGCAGAUUACCAGAAAGGUUGUUUGGAUGACAUUCGGCUGGAAGGUAAACAUUUGCCGCUACCACCGGCCAUGAAUGGCACUCAGUGGGGUCAAGCUACCAUGGCCAGAAACUUGGAGAGAGACUGUCCAUCGAAUAAACCUUGCGCAAAUGUUAUUUGUCCUGAUCCGUUCGAAUGCGUCGAUCUUUGGAACGAUUAUGAAUGCACUUGUGGAGAGGGACGGGUAAUGUCGGCAGAUGGCAAAGACUGCACGGAUAAGGACGAAUGCAUCGACUUACCCUGUCUGAACGGCGGUACUUGCAUCAAUCUAGAACCAAGAUUCCGGUAUAGAUGCAAUUGUCCCGACGGAUUCUGGGGAGAGAAUUGUGAAUUGAUCCAAGAGGGUCAAACACUUAAACUCAGCAUGGGGGCGCUGGCGGCGAUAUUGGUCUGCUUGCUCAUCAUAUUAAUCCUAGUGUUAGUAUUCGUCGUCUACAACAGACGUAGAGAGGCUCACAUUAAAUACCCAGGUCCUGACGAUGAUGUCCGUGAAAAUAUAAUCAAUUAUGAUGACGAAGGUGGCGGAGAAGACGACAUGACAGCUUUCGAUAUAACUCCACUUCAGAUUCCGAUUGGAGGACCCAUUCCUGAACUAGGACCGUCAAAGAUUGGAUUCAUUGUCGGUGUCGGCCAAGAGCCCAAUGUAGGUGUAUUCAUCGAAGAACACAAAAAAAGAGCCGAUAGCGACCCUAACGCACCACCUUUCGAUGACCUCAGGAAUUACGCUUACGAAGGAGGCGGCAGCACGGCAGGGUCACUGAGUUCUUUGGCCUCAGGUAAUAAAAGUACCGAUGACGAAGUUCAAGAGUACGACUACCUAGGUGCAUGGGGACCUCGAUUCGACAAAUUAGCAGACAUGUACGGUCCAGGAGAAGAGACUGAACAGGAAGAAGAAUAA
Messenger RNA from Psylliodes chrysocephalus, 4946 nucleotides. The record is from the annotation of a GenBank genome assembly. Lineage: Eukaryota; Metazoa; Arthropoda; Insecta; Coleoptera; Chrysomelidae.